AUGAGGAUAUUUAUUUUAUUUCUACCAAUUUUCAUUCAAUGUCAACAUAUUGAUGAUUUAGUUGACAAACUUCGUCAUUUAGAAUCAUUUGUUGAAAUUCAAGGAGGAAAUUUUCGAAUGGGUACUAAUGAUCGACAUGGAAUUAAUAUGGAAUUUCCGAUCAAACAAGCACAUGUUAAACCUUUUAGAAUAUUUCAGUAUCCGGUAACAGUUGCCGCUUUUCGUCGUUAUACUCAAGAUAAAACUCGUUAUCGAACUCAAGCAGAAAUCAAUGGAUUUAGUUUUAUUUUAGGAAAUUCAACAAAUAAAUCUAUCGUUAAUAUUACUUCUGAAGAUGAAGGUUUUAUUGCUGUUGAAAAUAUUCGUUGGAAUCGUCCUGAAGGUGAAUUAAUUGAUAUAUCUGAUCGUUUAAAAUAUCCUGUAACACAUGUAUCAUGGUAUGAUGCUCAAGCAUAUUGUUCUUGGAAAGGAAUGAGAUUACCAACAGAAAUUGAAUGGGAAUAUGCAGGACGGGGUGGACUUGAUUCAAUUUUGUAUUCCGAGUGA
Molecule: messenger RNA, 546 nt
Organism: Rotaria sordida
Lineage: Eukaryota; Metazoa; Rotifera; Eurotatoria; Philodinida; Philodinidae
Source: the annotation of a GenBank genome assembly